UCACGUUCACAAUGGUAUGAGCCGGUCGCACGCUGACUGGAAACAUGUGGCUGUUUUUGAUAGUGGAGCGGAAUGCCCAGUGUAGCGGCUUGUCAUGCAGAGAAACACGUCCGUUUUUUUGGUAAAUUAAUCAGUGUUACCGUCUGUUAAAUAACGGAAAUUGGGGAGGUUCACGGUUGUUAUCUCGACAAACGAAGCUGGAAGGCCUUUUACGGGCUCUCUGGAGCAGACAGCUGACUGAUCGUGAGCAUGGGGCGGUGCAAGACCUGCGGUGGGACAGACAUCGAUGUGGACCAGGCUCGGGGUGUUGCGGUGUGCAUGGGCUGUGGCUCUGUGCUGGAGGACAACAUCAUCGUCUCUGAGGUCACCUUUGUGGAGAGUGGCGGCGGCGGAUCGUCAGCUGUUGGCCAGUUCGUCGCUGGCGAUGCAUCUGGAAAUGUGCCUUCACUGGGAGGAAAUUUCCAAACUAGUGUCGGGAGAGAGUCCAGAGCUGCCACUCUGCAGAAUGCGAAGCGACAGAUAAAUCACCUUGGUCAUCAGCUUCAGAUGAAUCAGCACUGUCUGGACACUGCCUUCAACUUUUAUAAGAUGGCUCUCUCUAAACAUCUGACCAAAGGACGCAAAUCAACUCAUGUCAUCGCCGCCUGCCUCUACCUCGUCUGCCGAACCGAGGGAACACCUCAUAUGCUGCUUGAUUUGAGUGACCUCUUGCAGGUGAACGUGUACGUUUUGGGAAAAACAUUCCUUGUUUUAGCCAGAGAGCUGUGUAUCAACGCACCAGCUAUCGAUCCAUGUCUUUAUAUCCCACGCUUUGCACAACUGCUGGAAUUUGGAGAGAAGAGCCAUGAGGUUUCUAUGACGGCACUGCGUCUCCUGCAGAGGAUGAAGAGAGACUGGAUGCACACGGGACGAAGACCUUCAGGCCUCUGCGGAGCAGCUCUCCUGGUUGCGGCCCGUAUGCACGAGUUCCGUCGCACAAUUAAAGAAGUGAUUAGUGUGGUGAAAGUCUGCGAGGCCACGCUAAGGAAAAGGUUGUAUGAAUUUGAGGACACGCCCACCAGUGAGCUGACUAUUGAAGAGUUCAUGAAGACUGAUCUGGAGCAGGAGUGCGACCCGCCUUCAUUCACAGCAGGACUCAGGAAGCAAAAGCUAAAACAGAUUGAACAGGAGCUUGCGAAGAAAGUUGAUGAUAUUGAAGGUGAAAUAUGUGGCUAUCAGGAUGAGAUUGAAGUUGAGUUGGAAAGCUGUAGGCCCAAAGCUAGGGGGAUUUAUGCAUCCUGUUCCAGAGAAGAUGAUGUGGUUUCCUUGGCAUCCUCCAGUCACCUUGAUGGAGAAGAUGAUGAACUGAGGGCAGCCGCAUCUCAUCUGUGUGGGGAGAAUGAAGAGCAGGAGCAAGAUGGAGAGAGAGUUUCUCUAACCAAACGGCCCUCGUUAUCAUUAUUGCUUGGAGCGCUGCCCACUUCGGCCAGUUUGGGCCUGUCCGAGUCCAUCACCAAAAUGGGAGAGGAGAAGGAGAACGAUGUGGAGGCAGAAGGCGGUGAGCUAGACCUGAGCGGUAUUGACGAAGAUGAGAUCGAUCGGUAUAUCCUGAAUGACAAAGAAGUUAAGGUGAAGACUGAACUGUGGAUGAUUCAAAACGCAGACUACCUCAAAGAGCAAAAAGAAAAGGAAGAAAGAAUAGCAAAAGAAAAGGAGGAAGGUACAUAUAAAGAGCGGAAGCCUAGAAAGUCAACACGAAGGCGUGAGCCCAUCAAUGCCAACACUGCAGACGAAGCCAUUGAAAAGAUGUUAGAACAGAAACGCAUCUCCACCAAAAUAAACUAUGAUGUUCUGAAAGACUUGAACAAAUCCAGCCCAAAAAGUCCCACUCGCCAGCCUGAAGAAGCUUCAGCUGGAGCCAAAAGAACCCCCGCGGCCCGCCAACGGAAACCCCAACUGACUUCACCCGAUAUUGGCAAAACUGUCAGCAGCUUUGGCAAGAGGUUACAGCCCCUGGUGCGUGCGCAGCCCUCUAAGAAGCUGGCCCUUGAUCAGAUAGGCUCUUCUGUUCCAGUGGCGACUCCUGCUGUCUCAGCUCAGACUGCUGUUGUUGUAGAGAGCGGACCAGUGGCUUAUGAAGAGCAUGCAGAUGAGGAAGAAGAGGAUGAGGAGGAUGAGCACUGUGUCAGUGCCAUGCAGUUAAUGGGCGGCACUAGUGAUUAUGGCUAUGAAUUAGAUGAUGAUGAUGGCUUCUGAAGUCAGGAUGUCUAUAGAAAAGACAAACUGAUGCUUUUCCUGCUGCUUAUGAAAACACAGAUGAAACUACUCCUGCUUAUACUUGCAAGAUGGCUGAGAAAUUCACACACUACAGAGGGAUGCAGAACUAAACAAGAACAACAUGUUUGUGCAUUUCCACAGACACGUGCUCUGAGCUCAUGUGCACUAACUUAUUUAAACUUGCCCAAAGAGAGGAGUACGAGAGUAAAUGGAUGUGUGUGUGGUGAUCGAGAGUGAUGAUAUUCUCUCUGGAGUGUGUAAGUCUGCUUGCUAACUGCAUUACUCUGUGUUUUAGGCAAAUGAUGAUAUAUGAUCCUGCACAUCUAAAGCGAUUAGCCCACAUGAUUCUCAGGCCUUUAUGUGGACAAAUGUGUGCAUGUGCCUUUAACUAUUACAGUAUACAGGCUUGAAGUAGUAUAAAGUGUUAUUCUCUAAACCAAGUGUAAGUUUAUGUGCUCAGUAUUCAGUUUAGAAUGGUUAAAAUCAGAUUAGUUUCUGUAUUAAAUUAGUGCCUUUUUAAUUUGUAUUAUUAUGUUGAGCACUGGUCUGGUGGAUUAUCCUUUUUGUGCUUUUUUGAUUUUAUUUAAUGUUUAAAAGGUACUUUGAGGAUGUAAUUUUUUUAAUUGGUUGUUUUUUCUGGUUUAUUAUGGAGCUGUGGAAAACAAACCAAAGGAAUACUUGAAACACUGUUAAAGUGUCAUUAGCUUGAUCUUAUUGUUAAUGUUAAAUAUUUUGAACAGUUACAAAAUGGAGUAUAUAUAUAUAUAUAUAUAUAUAUUUAGUUUUUCCAUCGAUAUAGGAAAUGUUUACAAUAUUCAACUAUUUUGAAUUGAUGUCAGUGAAAUGGUACGGCUCUGCAAAAGAAUAAGGGAACACUUAAGUAAUGAUUAGUGGAAUUGCUAUUAAUAGGUAUGAGUUUGAGUUGUGUGUCUUUGGGUUUUAAACUACCAAUGAUGUCCAUUUUACUCAAACCGAUUGAUAGCAGAUCCAGAGUAAAUGCUUAUUGAUUAAUGAUCAUAUUAAAUGGUCUUUAUUCAUUUUUCCAGAACUAUAGAUUGAUAGUUUAUUUCUUUAAGGUAGAAUAUAUAUAUUUUUCCAUAUGCUUCAUGUAUUUUUAAGGUUAGCGCACAACCAGUAUUACUGAAGCAAAACCAACCCAUUUAGACUGUGACAAAUAACCCAACCUUUAAAAGUAAAAGUGUGUUAGACAUGGUCCAAAGGUUAUUUGGGAUUAUUUACCUUGAUUUGGACAAUCGGAAUGAAUUUGUUGAAUAUCAAUUUUUUUUUUGUCCGUUUCUUUUCUAUAAUAAUAAUAAUAACAAUAAUAAUAAAUAAAGUCGAUAUGCGAGUCCUUGUGAUAUUAAAACUGGACAUGUUCACAAUUUUAUCAUUUGGAGUUGAACGGUUUGGUCUUGCAACAAUAGUUGUAACAGUAAAACAUAACGCUCUGUUCAUUAAACCUAAGCAGUAUUAAUGGAUGAACGAAUAAAGAGGAAUCAUUAUGCA
This is a messenger RNA of Danio rerio (zebrafish), 3762 nucleotides long. The record is from RefSeq and is a predicted model, not a curated record. NCBI's taxonomy places the organism in Eukaryota, Metazoa, Chordata, Actinopteri, Cypriniformes, Danionidae.